UCAUUCCAGCGCACAUGGAAAGGCAGAGAAACAGCAGAGGAUCGCGCUCAGGGAUUUUACGCGUAAAGCGGCUAUAAGGUGAUUUUACUGGAUGCGCUUUAUAACCGGACUACACCAGAAUGACAUUUGAGGAGGAUUGGACAUUUAAACAACUGCUCUCCGUAUAGGGAUAUUCACCGUGCAACAUCUAUAAACGGACACGCAUGUUCUCUCCACUGAUGAAAAAGGAAAGAAAGAAAAAAUACCCAUGCAUGGAGCAUUUAUACCAGGUGGAUGAGUUUUAAACCUCUUUCAGCGCUGCUUUAUUAGAUAUCUUUUGCACAUUGGGAUUACAUAAACUCUGCUGAAAUUAUCGGCGCGUUUCAGAGGAUUGCGGUUUAUGGAAACAGAGCUGAGCAGAAGACGUCUGAAGUUGGAGAAAGAAGCUGAACUGAGGGUCUGAAGGAUUUUACAAUCUCCCCCCGGAGCUCCACUUUCAUGUCCGAAGUCUCUGGUUUAUGACAAUGGAUUAUUUGCUGUUUUUAUGCGGCUUUUUGCUGCCUCUGUCCUCGGCUGUUGAAGAAACACUGAUGGACACCAAAUGGGCCACAACUGAGCUGGCCUGGACUUCACAUCCUGAGACUGGGUGGGAGGAAGUUAGCGGUUACGAUGAUGCCAUGAACCCCAUUCGAACGUACCAAGUGUGCAACGUUCGUGAACUUAACCAGAACAAUUGGCUUCGCAGCGACUUCAUCCCUCGGAAGGACGUUCUCCGCGUUUACGUGGAGAUGAAGUUCACUGUGAGAGACUGCAAUAGCAUUCCCAACAUUCCAGGAUCAUGUAAAGAGACCUUCAAUCUGUUCUACUAUGAGUCCGACUCGGAUUCAGCCACCGCCACCAGUCCAUUUUGGAUGGAGAACCCUUACGUUAAGGUGGACACCAUUGCUCCGGAUGAGAGCUUCUCUAUGUUGGAAUCUGGUCGGGUCAACACCAAGAUCCGCAGCUUUGGUCCACUUUCCAAGGCUGGCUUUUAUUUGGCUUUCCAGGACUUGGGCGCCUGCAUGUCUUUAAUCUCCGUCCGGGCUUUCUACAAGAAGUGUUCCACAACCAUUGCCAAUUUUGCCGUCUUCCCAGAAACAGCCACUGGCGCUGAGGCCACGUCACUAGUCAUUGCCCCUGGGACUUGCGUACCAAACGCUCUGGAGGUUUCUGUCCCUCUUAAACUCUACUGCAAUGGAGACGGAGAAUGGAUGGUUCCUGUGGGUUCCUGCACUUGCAUGGCUGGGUUUGAGCCUGCAGUUAAGGAGACACAGUGUCAAGCUUGCAGUCCAGGUACCUUUAAGUCCAAGCAAGGAGAAGGGUUAUGUUCCCCGUGUCCAUCAAACAGCAGGACGAGUUCUGGAGCUGCCAGCAUCUGUUCCUGCAGGACAGGCUACUAUCGGGCGGACAGUGACUCACCUGAUUCAGAAUGCACCACUGUGCCGUCAGCGCCACGUAAUGUUAUCUCCAGUGUAAACGAGACAUCACUUAUACUUGAAUGGAGUGAGCCACGUGACCAAGGUGGAAGAGAGGACCUUCUCUACAACGUCAUCUGUAAGAAAUGUCUUCCCGAACGUGGCACCUGCACACGGUGUGAUGACAAUGUGGACAUCUCUCCACGCCACCUUGGGCUUACAGAGAGACACGUGACGAUCAGAAACCUUCAGGCUCACACCCAGUACAGUUUUGAGAUCCAAGCCGUCAAUGGAGUAUCCAGCAAGAGUCCCUAUGCACCCCAGUUUGCCUCUGUUAACAUCACUACCAACCAGGCUGCUCCCUCUGCAGUUCCUACUGUCCACCUGACGGGGGCCUCGGCCAACACCAUGACUCUUUCCUGGCUCCCCCCUGAAAAACCAAAUGGCAUCAUCUUGGAUUACGAGAUUAAAUACCAUGAGAAGGACCAGGGAGAAGCUAUUGCCCACACUAUGACAGCCCAGCACAGCUAUGCUCGCAUUGAUGGUUUGAAGCCGGGUACACCUUAUGUGGUGCAGGUCCGAGCCCGAACGGUGGCAGGGUAUGGCCGCUACAGUAGCCCAACAGAUUUUGGCACCAACCAUCAAGCUGAUGCAGACAAGGCGCUACAGGAGCAGUUACCCCUCAUUGUAGGCUCUCUGACCGCAGGACUGGUCUUCAUCAUUGUUGUUGUGGUCAUUGCUAUUGUCUGCCUUAGGAAGCAACGUAAUGGCUCAGAAUCUGAAUACACAGAAAAGCUGCAACAAUACAAAUCCCCUAUAGUCACUCCGGGGAUGAAGGUCUACAUUGACCCAUUCACCUACGAGGACCCAAAUGAGGCCAUCCGCGAGUUUGCCAAAGAGAUUGACGUUUCCUGUGUGAAAAUCGAGGAGGUCAUUGGCGCAGGUAACCAACACCAAAAGCUCCUGAGCAACAGGGGGAAGACAGCUAGGCACACCCAGGCCAUACCUUUAGAGGACUUCACCUCAAGCGGAGAGUUUGGAGAGGUGUGCCGUGGCCGCUUGAAGCUCCCUGGACGGCGUGAGAUCAUUGUGGCCAUCAAGACUCUAAAAGCAGGCUACACGGAACGUCAAAGAAGAGACUUCCUGAGUGAGGCCAGCAUCAUGGGCCAGUUUGAUCACCCUAAUAUUAUCCGCCUGGAAGGGGUGGUGACGAAAAGUCGACCAGUCAUGAUUGUCACUGAGUUCAUGGAGAACGGAGCACUGGAUUCCUUUCUUCGGCUAAAUGAUGGACAGUUUACAGUCAUCCAGCUUGUUGGUAUGUUAAGAGGAAUUGCUGCUGGCAUGAAGUAUCUCUCUGACAUGAACUAUGUGCACCGAGAUCUGGCGGCUCGCAACAUUUUGGUCAACAGCAACCUGGUGUGUAAGGUGUCAGACUUUGGCCUUUCUCGAUUCUUGGAGGAUGACCCCACUGACCCCACCUACACCAGCUCAUUGGGAGGAAAGAUACCUAUUCGUUGGACAGCCCCAGAGGCUAUUGCUUAUAGGAAGUUCACCUCAGCCAGUGACGUCUGGAGCUACGGCAUUGUGAUGUGGGAAGUGAUGUCAUAUGGCGAGCGGCCAUACUGGGACAUGAGCAAUCAAGAUGUGAUCAACGCAGUCGAGCAGGACUACCGACUGCCCCCACCCAUGGACUGCCCUACUGCUUUGCAUCAACUCAUGCUAGACUGCUGGGUGAAAGAAAGAAACUUGAGACCUAAAUUCUCUCAGAUUGUCAACACCCUGGACAAGCUAAUUCGCAAUGCCGCCAGCCUUAAGGUGGUCACCAGUACACAUUCUGGGGCCUCCCAGCCGCUCCUCGACCGCUGUGUGCCUGACUACACCACCUUUACCACUGUGGGUGACUGGCUGGAUGCCAUCAAGAUGAGCCGCUACAGAGACAACUUCCUCAAUGCUGGCUUUGCUUCUUUUGAUUUGGUGGCCCAGAUGACUGCAGAAGAUCUGUUACGGAUAGGCGUGACAUUAGCCGGCCACCAAAAGAAGAUUCUGGGCAGCAUUCAAGACAUGAGACUGCAAAUGAACCAAACGCUGCCCGUCCAGGUCUGAGAAGAGACUCUUUCCUACAGAUACCUUAAAGACGACCCUCCUCCCCCCACCCAGAUCAUCUCCACUAAUCGGAUGAAACUGGCUUGCAGUGCCUCGGACAACUCUUUCUUUCCCAUUUUGUUUCCCGCAUUAUUUUACACCCGCCAGGAUUAGAUAAGAUAAUUUUGUACUUAUUUUGUAAGAACGGAAAGCCCGUAUCCCAUGCAUUCAUUCGGGAUGAGGUGUCUUUUUUUUUUUUUUUUUGGCGACUGCAUGCGCGCGUGUGAUGUUUUCUUUCUUUUCGUUUUGGGGAGGCUAGCCGGGAUUGGCCCAAAUCUCCAAAUAAUGCAUUUCUCCCUGAAAACUGACUCUGAGGGAUGGACUCUCCUAGACGGACGUCACGUACGGAUGAGAUGCUCCUCUAAUAGAUACACAUAACUUGAAUAUAAAGACAAAAAAGGACUAAAAGUGAAUAUAAAUUCGCUAAGCGCGUGGACAUGAUCGCGCAAAAAUCCCUCCGAUGCUAGCAGAUGUUUUAUUGUGCGUGUGAUUUACUUUUUUGUGCUUACUCCUCAUCUUCAUAUUGAAGGUGUUUUAUUUAAGGGCACAAGCCUCAAACGGAUUGGUUGAGGGCGGAAAAAUCACGGAUUUGUCGGAUUUGAGGAAGUUGCUUUUUUUUUGGUCCACCAGGUUUAAACUAACACAAAGGACUUCUUUAGAAUAGACCUGGUGAACUCAGGAUGCUUUCGUAGUUUCACAUAAUGGAUUUCUCAGCUCUGUUUUUCACUAUUUCAACUGCUCUUUAUUUUCUUUGUAUUCUCGUCUGUUGUUUUACUUCAUCCUGUUUAGUUUCUGUUCCACAGCGAGUUGACAUUUAGCUCAUUGUUAACCAUUAUAUCAGGAUUCUUUAGCAGUUAGAAACGGAGGAGGACUGUGGUAACUUGCACUACACUGGGAGAAAUCGGUUUUAAAUCAAUAUCACAGCAACAUUUCUUACUUAGAGUUUUUGUCUUGUUUCUAGGUGAAAUGUCAUCAAAGUUUUUAAAUCAAGAAGAAUUUCUAGACAAACACAAACAUUUGCUUGUUUUAAGAAAUAACGUAAAAAUUAAGUGAGUUUUUUAAGCAUUUAUAUAUAUAUAUAUACCAACCUGGCCUCCGUUACACUCACCCCCCUAAACCUCACUCCUAUCCCGGACGAGCCCCCACACAUAACCCACCGGUAUUGUACCCAACCUUUGCUGAGCUGGGAUCGAACUGCCGAUUCUGUCCAUGGGAGUCAGUUGCUCUAACAAGGAGUCUAAAGACCAUGGCAUCUAGCAUCUGUCCCAAAAAUGUGUUUGUUUUAAGAAAUAACAUAAAAAUUAAGUGAUUUUUUUAAGCAUAUAUGUAUAUCUCACCUGGCCUCCAUUACACUCAUCCCCCUAAACCUCACUCCGAUCCCGGACGAGCCCCCACAUAUAGCCCACUAGUCCUGCUGCACCCAACCCGCGCUGAGCUGAGAUCGAACCGGCGAUUCUGUGUAUGGGAGUCGGUUGCUCUAACAAGUUGGCGAAAGACCAUGUCUCCUAGUGUCUGUCUCUAGAGCUCCUUUUGAGAUCAGAAGAGUGUGGUUUACCUGCAUAGCACUGUGCUAGCUGGCCUACAUUACUCACACGCUCUAAACCUCACUCCUAUCCCGGACAAGCCCCCACAUGUAACAUAUUGGUCAACUGUACCCAGACUGCGUUGAGCUGGGAUCGAACCACCGAUUGUAUGUAUGGUAGUCAGUUGCUCUAACAAGGAGGUUAAAGACCAUGGCCUCUAGCGUCUUGUCACUAGAGCACCUUUUGAGGUCAGAGGAGUGAGGUUUACCUGCAUAGCACUUUGCUAGCUGGAUUCUGUUAGACUCACCCCCUUAAACCUCACUCCUAUACCGGACGAGCCCCCACACAUAACCCACUGGUCCUACUGCACUGAGCUGGGGACCCUUGUCAGUUGCUCUAACAAGGAGGCCAAAGACCAUGGCCUUUAGCAUCUGUCCCAAAAGCGUCUGACCCAAAAAUGUGCUUGUUUUAAGAAAUAACAAAAUAAUUAAGUGAGUUUUUUAAGCAAAAAUGUAUAACCCACCUGGCCUCCAUUACACUCACCCUGCUAAACCUCACUCCCAUCCCGGACGAGCCCCCUCAUAUAACCCACUGGUCUUACUGUACCCAGACUGCGCUGAGCAGUCGAACCUGCGAUUCUGUACUUGGAAGUCAGUUGCUCUAACAAGGAGGCUAAAGACCAUGGCCGCUAGUGUCUGUUGCUAGGACUGAGGAUUACCUACGUAACAUUUUGGUAGCUGGCCUCCAUUAUAUAUAUAUAUAAACAAGAUUAUUUUGCUUACCCCAUUGGCAGAUUAUUUUGCUCAUUUUAGGGAAAAACUAAUUUAAUUUUGACGUAUUAUUUCUGAAUAUAAGACAAUAUUUGUUUCUUGUCUAGAAAAUGCUUCUUGAUUUAAUAGUUCUUAGAUAUUUGGACUAGAAACAAGACAAAAACUCGUUUCUUUUGUCUUUUUCCCACAUGAAAAGUAUCUAAAUAUGAGUUUAUUUAAAUGUGAAAAGUAUAUUUGAGAAGCAAAAUUGUAGCAUUUGUCAAAUUUAAUUGUAUAUAUAAUAAUAAUAAUAAUAAUACACAUAACAAUAAAACGUUUGUCAAAUAUUCAGUUCUGAUUUUCUUUUGUAAAAAUGAAAAUUAAUAAUAUAUUUGUCAAAUGGACAAAAAAAAAACAAGCAGUUUUGCUUCUCAAGUAUCACGUUUCAAGAAUGUUUGGCAAUUUUUCUCAAAAACAACACAACCUGCUAAUAUUUAUUAAUAUUAUGAUGAUUAUUAUAAGCAUUUUCAAUGUAAAAACAGUCACUGGCCAUCUCUACAAGGAGUGAGUGUGUACUUGUUCGAAUGAUAGCAUUGUAGCGUGUGCAUUUCUGUCUGAUGUGUAUGUGUGUGUGUGUGUGUGUGUGUGUGUGUGUGUGUGCGCGCAUAUGUGUGAAAAAAAGCAAGAACAAAAGGUUUACACACCCAAAUGCUGUACACUAACAUUUCACUCUCACUAAUGCAUGACAGGAUUUGAACAAAGAGCUUUAGUUAUGAAUAUCAUUUCCUAUGAAUCAAUAAUAUGGAGAAAUAUGUACAUUUACCGUGAUUUAAAAAAAAUAAUGAUCUAUAACAUCCCAAGAGGCUAAAAGAAAUGUUUUAUUUGUUACAUACACUAACUGGCCACUUUAUUAGGUACAGCUGUCCAACUGCUCGUUAAUGCAAUUUUCUAAUCAGCCAAUCACAUGGCUGCAACUCAAUGCAUUUAGGCAUGUAGACAUGGUCAAGAUGAUCUGCUGCAGUUCAAAUCGAGCAUCAGAAUGGGGAAGAAAGGGGAUUUAAGUGACUUUGAACGUGGCAUGGUUGUUGGUAUUUCAGAAUGUUGUUGGAGUAUUUCAGAAACUGCUGAUCUACUGAGAUUUUCACGCACAACCAGAAUGGUCUGAGAGAAAGAGUAAAUAUACAUCGAGUGGCAGUUCUGUGGGCGCAAAUGCCUUGUUGAUGCCAGAGGUCAGAGGAGAAUGGACAGUAAGGUGUACCUAAUAAAGUGGCCGGUGUGUGUAAAUUGGAACCAGUACAUGCUAAUAUUAUGCAACAGUGAAAAGAAAAGCUUUUGGAAUUACGUGUUUCUUUGUGGAGGAUAAAAAAAUAUCAGAGGAAGUGUAUUGAAAUUGGUUUGAAGGCGAAAUGAAUAGAGGUGUUGAAGAUCUCAUCAAUGCUGGGCAGAUCCUGAGUAAAUCUCUCCUAUAUUAAAGCUAAGCCCUUCCGUCAAACACAAUGCUGAACUGUUAGUAGCAAUUCUCCCACAUAUCCUUUUGUAAAGCUCACUCGGUUCAUUUCUAGCAAUCAUACUCUAGUAAUUUUUUUCUUCUUCUCGGAAUUACAGAAUUUCCGGAGGCGUUUUUUAAUAAUUUUUUUUUUUUUUAAGAGAUCUACAUUGGUAAAUUCACGUAAAUGCUAUGCGGAUGGCAGGACAUGCCGUACUUCCUGAAACCGUCGGUUUGUCUUCCACUUUUUUUGGGUAUUUUUGUCUUGCACUCAGGCUUGAUGAAAGAUGCCGUGUGUUUGGGUCUGUUUUACAGCCUGGUAAAGACAGCAGAUGGCCGGCCCGUGGUUCAUUUUAUUGAAUUUUUUUGAAUGGUUACUGUCUGCUUCUGGUCUGAUUUCUGAAGCUCAAAGUAUACUUGUGUGCUUAAAAAUAUACUUGAUAUAUCUGUGUACACUACAAAUAAUGUGGAGUUGUGCCAAUUUAAUUUUGGGUGAAUUAUGGACAAGCUAAAUUAAACUGUUCAGAUACAUUUUUUUUAUUAAGUAGAAAUUUUUUACUUAAUAUGGUCAGGCUUGUCUCUUUUUUCCACCAAUUUGGG
Messenger RNA from Danio aesculapii, 7933 nucleotides. RefSeq names its product ephrin type-B receptor 3-like. The transcript has 16 exons. NCBI's taxonomy places the organism in Eukaryota, Metazoa, Chordata, Actinopteri, Cypriniformes, Danionidae. Gene Ontology annotation, biological process: cell surface receptor protein tyrosine kinase signaling pathway; axon guidance; protein phosphorylation. The coding region runs from base 498 to 3536 and encodes 1012 amino acids. Gene Ontology annotation, cellular component: plasma membrane; neuron projection. The record is from RefSeq and is a predicted model, not a curated record. Gene Ontology annotation, molecular function: transmembrane-ephrin receptor activity; ATP binding; protein binding.